AUGGCAGCAGGGGGAAUUGACGUCUCUAGAAGUUCUGAUGCUGCCAAAAAAGAGUACAACUUUUACAGGAAUGGUUCUCGUGAUGUUUACUUACGGCAGAGUAGUAGAGAUGGCGAGAGGCGUCAAAUCAAAAGACCUAACGAUCACGAUCUCAGGAGGAAUGAUGGGCGUCACCGGUCACGAUUGGCUUCUGAGAAAGGGGAACAACGAGAGAAAGAGGAGGUUCAGAGACCCCCUGAGAAAAAGAGGAAAUUUUCACCCAUCAAGUGGGAUGUAGACCAGAAAGUGUCUAAAGCCCCGGCUUCUAGGGAGAAGACGAAGUCUCCUUUCACUCUUCCGACAACAAAUGUGGUAUCCAAUCAGGAUGUUGAUGUAGCUGUCACUAGGAAAACUUAUCCAAAGGAUCAGGUCAAUGGCGUUGUAAGGUCACCAGAACCUGAUCAUCUGACGCCAGAGCAGCCAUUAGAAGCUCGACUGUUUGGGGAACAUCCUGUUGAUGAUUUGGAGGAGGGUCAGUUGGAGGAAGAACAGGUGAUUGAUGCACCUCUUAUUAAGACAUCUAGAUGGGGACCGGGUUUAGCUUCGCCCAAGGAGGAGUUAAUAUCUCGUGAUGAUAAUGUUCCCAAGGCUAGCAGAUGGAACAGAAGCAGUUUGACUCCGGAGUGCGGGGAAUUAGUGGUGUCUCAAGAACAGCAUUGCAAUUCAUCUGGAUCAGGCAGUGGACAUCACAGUGUAGAGAAGCUUAGUGGUGGUGAAAAUUCUGAUCAUGAGUAUUGUAGUUCUGAUUCUAACGAGUUGGAGAAUGAAGAACCAGUUUCUUCAAGUCAGGGAGGGAUGAACAUGCUGCUUGGGAGCAGGUCUGUGAAUGGCUUCCAGAAGCUAAACAAGAUAAACGAAGGAACCUAUGGAGUUGUUUACAGAGCGAGGGAUGAGAAAACUAAGGAGAUUGUGGCACUCAAAAAGAUCAAGAUGAAGGAAGAUAAGAUGGAAGAAGAGUACGGAUUCCCUUUGACAUCUUUGAGGGAAAUCAACAUUCUCUUGUCAUGCAAUCACCCUUCGAUAGUGAACGUGAAGGAAGUUGUGGUUGGAGGGAAAAACGACGGUGAUGUUUAUAUGGUCAUGGAACACUUGGAACACGACUUGAAGGGGUUAAUGGAGAGAAUGAAGCAACCUUUUAGCACCAGCGAGGUCAAGUGCUUGAUGUUGCAGCUAUUGGAAGGUAUGCACUACCUUCACACGAACUGGAUCAUCCACAGGGAUCUGAAGCCAUCUAAUCUCCUAAUGGACAACACUGGGAAGUUGAAAAUAUGUGAUUUUGGGAUGGCGCGCCAGUAUGGGAGCCCUAUCAAGCCUUACACCCAGAUGGUUAUCACUCAGUGGUACAGGCCACCUGAACUUCUUCUAGGAGCGAAACAGUACUCUACAGAAGUUGAUAUGUGGUCAAUCGGUUGCAUUAUGGCUGAAUUGUUGUCUCACAAGCCUUUGUUCCCGGGGAAGAGUGAGCUUGACCAGCUUCAGAAGAUCUUUGCUGUCCUUGGAACACCGAGCGAGGCAGUCUGGCCUGGAUUCUCGUCGUUGCCCAAUGCCAAAGCCAAGUUCCCUACACAGCCAUACAAUCAGUUGCGUAAGAAGUUUCCAGCUAUAUCAUUUGUAGGUGGUCAAAUUCUUUCGGAGCGUGGAUUUGAUUUGCUGAAUGGUUUACUAACUUUGGACCCUGAGAAACGUUUAACAGUGGAAGAAGCUCUGAACCAUGGUUGGUUCCGUGAAGUCCCUCUCCCAAAAUCCCAAGAUUUCAUGCCCACAUUUCCUCCAAAGCGCUAG
Microthlaspi erraticum is the source of this 1821-nucleotide messenger RNA. The record is from the annotation of a GenBank genome assembly. NCBI's taxonomy places the organism in Eukaryota, Viridiplantae, Streptophyta, Magnoliopsida, Brassicales, Brassicaceae.